Molecule: messenger RNA, 1693 nt
Organism: Cuscuta europaea
Lineage: Eukaryota; Viridiplantae; Streptophyta; Magnoliopsida; Solanales; Convolvulaceae
Source: the annotation of a GenBank genome assembly
AUACUCGUUCUCUUGUGGAUAGCUAUUGCACGCUUCACAAUAACAACAAUGGCGAUCCGUUCAAUCAUCCUCUCCUCAUUAUUCGCUCUCAUAUCGACAAUGUCUUUGUUGGCUCUCGCGGAGGCCGGCGGCGAUAGUGACGACAUUUUGAUCCGUCAAGUCGUCGGGGACGAAGACUGCCCGCUGAAUGCCGACCACCAAUUCACCUUUUUCAAAAAGCGGUUCGGAAAGGCGUACGCCUCCAAGGAAGAGCACGAUUACAGACUCUCGGUGUUCAAGGCUAACAUGCGCCGUGCAAAGCGCCACCAGCAGCUCGACCCCUCUGCCGUCCACGGUGUCACUAGGUUCUCCGAUUUGACUCCAUCCGAAUUCCGGCAAAACUUUCUCGGAAUGAACCGCCGGCUCAGGUUCCCGGCUGAUGCUCAUACAGCUCCUGCCCUUCCCACCGACAAUCUCCCGUCAGAUUUCGAUUGGAGAGAACACGGUGCUGUUACUCCUGUAAAGAAUCAGGGGUCGUGCGGGUCAUGCUGGUCAUUCAGCACCACUGGAGCAUUGGAGGGAGCCAACUUUCUUGCCACUAGGAAGCUUGUGAGCCUUAGUGAGCAGCAGCUUGUUGAUUGUGAUCACGAGUGUGAUCCUGAAGAACCUGGUUCUUGUGACUCUGGAUGCAAUGGUGGGCUAAUGAACAGUGCAUUUGAAUACGCAUUGAAAACUGGUGGACUGAUGAGAGAAGAGGACUAUCCCUACACAGGCAAUGAUGUUCAAGCCUGCAAGUUUGAUAAGACCAAGAUUGCUGCUAAGGUAGCCAACUUCAGUGUUGUUUCCCUUGACGAAGAGCAAAUUGCAGCUAAUCUUGUCAAAAAUGGUCCCCUUGCAGUGGCAAUCAAUGCGGUGUACAUGCAGACAUACGUGAGCGGAGUGUCGUGCCCGUACAUAUGCUCCAAGAGGCUGGACCAUGGUGUCCUGUUGGUUGGAUACGGUGCAUCGGGCUUCGCUCCGGUUCGGGCGAAAGAAAAACCAUAUUGGAUUAUCAAGAACUCUUGGGGCGAGCAUUGGGGAGAAGAAGGGUACUACAAAGUCUGCAGGGGUAGCAAUAUAUGUGGAGUCGACUCCAUGGUUUCAACUGUUGCCGCUGUUAGCACUUAGCACCACCGAUACCUCGGACUAGCCUCAUAAAUCCUACGUAGUACAUUCAUACGUAGUAUCAAAGUACUUCUGUAAAUUAAGGAUACAAGUGUGUAUGAAGCUGUAAGUUUCAUUAAUCAAUAUUUCUCAAUUUAGUUUAAAGCACAACUUGUCAUGCAAUUAUUUGCUUUUUAAAAUGUAUCUCUAUUUAAUUUGUGAUUAUGGGUUAUGGAAUUUCUACUCUAGUUAAAUCAUGUACUCCCUCCGUUCCAAAAUGAACUUCCAAAAAGAUGGCUAAUAUCAGGAACACGUCCAAAAAGUAAUUCAAAAGGCGUUUUUCCUUGAAUUACUCGAGAAGGAGUUCGGUUAAUCAAAUAUGCUGCUGUAAGUACACAUUCUCCCCAAAAAUCAAUAGGAAGAUGACCUUGAAACCUUAAUGCACGAGCAAUGUUGAGAAUAUGAUGGUGCUUUCUUUCUACCCUUGCAUUCUGUUGAGGAGUCCUUACCAUGGAUGUUUGAUGGAUUAUUCCAUGUUCCUCAAAAUAUUUAUUCAACUUUCUAAAUUCCG